This is a messenger RNA of Nothobranchius furzeri (turquoise killifish), 4882 nucleotides long. RefSeq names its product tyrosine kinase with immunoglobulin-like and EGF-like domains 1 (gene tie1). Gene Ontology annotation, biological process: positive regulation of angiogenesis; multicellular organism development; cell surface receptor protein tyrosine kinase signaling pathway. Gene Ontology annotation, cellular component: plasma membrane; signaling receptor complex. NCBI's taxonomy places the organism in Eukaryota, Metazoa, Chordata, Actinopteri, Cyprinodontiformes, Nothobranchiidae. The record is from RefSeq and is a predicted model, not a curated record. Gene Ontology annotation, molecular function: ATP binding; protein binding; transmembrane receptor protein tyrosine kinase activity.
UUCCCACCCAGAGAAGGCUGAGCUUUACCGCAACUAGCUCUGUUCAGCCUGACAGCACCGUGGUACCAUCUCUUCAUACUUACUUGUGUUACGGAGAUUUUACCAACCACAAGCUUUGGAAGUCGUUAUGCGCAAAAAGGCGCAUCUUCGUGGCGCAGCGGCACCGUUUUAGGUGCGGAGUUCUGAGAGACUGAGUUGGAAAAAUAAACACGUCUUUCUAAUGCGGAUUUUACAAGUCAUGAGGACUGUGUGGGUGUUGGUGUGUUUCUUUGAUUUAUCAGGUGCCGUCAUCGACUUGACGAUGAUUUCCACGGCAGAGGCCACCCACAUCAACCACUUCUAUAUCUCCUGCAUCAAUGGUGAGCGCAGCUCCGCUCGGGUUGAGCUGAACAUCAAGAGGGACAACAAGAUCCUCCAAUUAGCCAGAGAGCCGAGUUUUACGGUGAACAAGCCCACAUCCAAAGAGGUCGUGGCCAGAGAUUUCCGCCAUCCAGAAAACAUUGGUAUCUUCUACUGUGAAACCACUCAGGAAGUCCCCCUGCAGAAAGUCACGAUGAUCAACAACAUCGGCACUGCUAAUUUCAUCCCACACUACCUUACGCUGACCGUCAACAAGGGGGAGACCGCUCAUCUCACCAUGAAGCUCCUCAGCCCUGAAAAGAGAGACGUGACCUGGAAGUACAACGGAAACUACUAUUAUAUGACUCACUGGAAUGAAGUGGUGAAUCGCACCGCAACGCUGGUGGUGGAGAAUGCAACUUUGGCCAAUCAAGGCGUCUUCAGUGCCAGCUACUUUGGGGACAGCCCACUCAACGGAGCCUGGAUGAGACUUAUCGUUAGAGACUGUCCUCAUAUGAAGUGGGGUCCUGCCUGCGACAGGGACUGCCCGGUCUGCCUUAAUGCUGGAGUUUGUCAUGGUGUGAACGGGGACUGCGUCUGCCCUCCUGGAUUCAUGGGGACACGCUGUGAGAUGGCCUGCAGAGAAGGAAUGUUUGGUCGAAACUGCCAAGAGUCGUGUGGCCCCUUGCCGAACGGCAACUGCAAGGGGCUUCGCUUUUGCCUACCAGACCCGUAUGGAUGCUCAUGUGCUAGCGGCUGGUUUGGAAGACACUGUGAAAAAGCAUGCUAUAAUAACAUGUAUGGACCCGACUGCAGGCUAAGCUGUAAAUGUCAGAAUGGUGGUGUCUGCAAUCGUUUCAGUGGAUGUCAGUGUCUCAUCGGAUGGAGAGGGCAGAACUGUGAAAAGUCUGACCGGGCUCCUCAGAUUUUGGAUUUGGAUUCUAACCUGGAGUGGAAUCUGAAUUCUAGUCCCAAAAUCAAGUGUUCGGCCACCGGUAACCCGUUACCCAGUCACAACAGCAUUGAGCUGCGGAAGUUGGACAGUACCAUCUUAAAGGCCUCGCAAACCAUCAUGGAAGCCAAUAAGAGCACAGCUCUGUUUGAGAUUCCUCGCCUGAACGCUCAACAAGGAGGGUUGUGGGAGUGCAGGGUGUCCACCAACGGAGGCCAAGACUCCCGCAAAUUUAAUCUCACUGUUAAAGAGCCUCCAGUACCGACUACAGCUCCAAAAUUGCUUGAAAAGAGGAGUAAACAGCUGGUGGUGAUGCCUGCAGAGUCCCACCGAGGAGACGGCCCCGUAAUCUCAACCAGACUUCUCUACAAGCCCGUGGAGAACGGAAACUCUUGGUCAUCUAUCAUAGUUUAUAGCGACAAAGAGCCCAUCACCCUGAUGAACCUGGAGCCUUCAACACGCUACCUGGUGCGAGUCCAGCUGACUCGCCCUGGGGAGGGAGGAGAGGGGUCCCCUGGACCAGAGGCAAUCAUGGAGACAGAUUGUCCCGAGCCCACAGUUCAACCUGAGAUCGACUUUAGCACGAUGGAGGGCCGUAACGCCAUCGUCAAAUGGCAGCUGCCCCCCAACAGCGGCGUCACUCCUGGAACAGCAACCGGCUUUUUAGUGCAGCUCUUUGCUCCGCCACCUGACAAUGAGAAACUACUGGAGAAGGAAACUUUGCUGAGUGUUCUCUCCACCGUGUUCCACAACCUAGAGUAUCAUCAAGACUACACCAUGAUAGUCAGGCUGCUGAACUGUGGCAGCCAGGGUCCACCAUCCAAACCUUACUCAUUAAGGCUCAACAGCCAAGGCCCAUCGUCCCCACGCAACGUCCAGGCUCUGUCCCUUUCCACAUCAGCCAUCCAGGUGAAAUGGCAGCCCCCUAAGGAUCCAAAUGGAGGCAUAAAAAAGUACGUUAUAGAGUACCAGCCAGUUGGUCAGGGGAGCCCUCAUCACUGGGUUGACAUUGACGACUGGAACAAAACCACCAAAGAUGUGACGGCACUCAACAGCAGCACCUUGUACCAGUUCAGAGUGAGGGCCAUCUCUAAAGUCCCAGGAGAGUGGAGCAGAUUUGUUCAGAUGAUGACACAAAGCGAUGGCCUUCGAAAUUUAACUCCGACCACCCAGGGUGUGGUGGGGAGGCCAAUUGGGGACAGCUACCAGCUGGUGGUGGCCGUGGUGGCCUCCGUAACCGUUACCUGUGUGACCAUAAUGCUGGCUCUGCUGGCUCUUUUCUUCAUCAGGAAGAUGCUGCUCAAUCGUCGCCGAACGUUUACCUACCAGUCUGGAUCGGGUGAAGAAACCAUUUUGCAGUUUAACUCAGGAACUCUGACCCUCACAAGAAGGCCCAAGCCCACGCCAGAACCUCUCACCUAUCCAAUCCUCGAGUGGGAGGACAUCAAAUUUGAGGAUGUCAUUGGAGAGGGCAACUUUGGCCAGGUCAUCAAAGCCAUGAUCAAAAAAGACGGCAACAAAAUGAGUGCAGCCAUCAAGAUGCUCAAGGAGUUUGCCUCCGAGAACGACCACAGAGACUUUGCUGGAGAGCUGGAGGUGCUGUGCAAACUAGGCCAACAUCCCAACAUCAUCAACUUGAUAGGAGCCUGUGAGAACAGAGGCUACCUGUACAUAGCCAUAGAAUAUGCUCCCUAUGGAAACCUCCUUGACUUUCUGAGGAAGAGUCGAGUGUUGGAGACUGACCCCGCCUUUGCUAAAGAGCACGGCACUGCAUCCACCCUCACCUCGCAGCAGCUGCUGCAGUUUGCCGUUGACGUGGCAACCGGGAUGCAUUACCUCAGUGACAAACAGUUCAUCCACAGAGAUUUGGCUGCGAGGAAUGUUCUUGUGGGGGACAAUCUUGUGGCGAAGAUCGCAGACUUUGGUCUUUCCCGAGGAGAGGAAGUUUAUGUCAAGAAGACGAUGGGGAGGCUGCCUGUUCGCUGGAUGGCCAUCGAGUCCCUGAAUUACAGCGUGUAUACAUCCAAAAGUGACGUGUGGUCCUUUGGCGUUCUCCUGUGGGAAAUUGUGAGCUUGGGUGGCACACCUUACUGCGGGAUGACAUGUGCUGAACUAUAUGAGAAACUGCCACAAGGUUACAGGAUGGAAAAACCCAAGAACUGUGAUGAUGAGGUCUACGAGCUAAUGAAACAGUGCUGGAGGGAUCGGCCUUAUGAGAGACCUCCUUUCUCCCAAAUCUCCGUCCAAGUCAGCAGGAUGCAGGAAGCCAGGAAGGCUUACGUUAACAUGGCUCUCUUUGAGAACUUCACCUACGCUGGAAUAGACGCCACCGCUGAGGAAGCCUGACUACCAGCCCCCCCAGACCCUUGCAUGCCGCAUAGCUCCAAGAGAAAGCCACACUGCAGGUUGCAGCGAUACUGCCACCUUCCUGCUGCUCAACGGCACAGCAGCAGACCUGGGCGCUCUACUGCAACCACUCAGUUAUAGAUGGAGGACUGUGAAAGGACACUUUGCUGAAAAGUGACAUGGAGAUUGUUUGGAUAUCGGUGGACAGAUGCUACUCACUCUUAUUUUCUCUGACUGCUGAAGGGGAUUUUGCGGAUUUGGAGCUAUGCAACUUGCUGAAACACCACAGGGUCUGUGGGGCGUCAGAGCUGGAAUUUCUUACUCAUGUGGAGCAUGAGAUCUUUUCACUGUUGAAGUUGAGGACACACUAAGCAAAAGUUUUCAAACUUUCUGAGUGAAUAAGGACAAAUAUUCACCACUGUAGCACUUGAACGGUCUCGUUUGUGCCAUUUUUGUCAUAAUUAUUAGGAUUAUUGCAUACCACUGCCAUGUGAAAGUAACUACUACUGUAUUUUUGACAAUUUUCAAAGAGAGCUGAGAAGAAUUGAAGUUUUGUAUUGUGUGUGGUCAGAUUUUUAUGUAGAUUUAGUUAGAACCAAUGUGGAAAUGUAAGUUAAGCUAAUUUCUAUCAAAAUAGUUUAGAAAAAUGCAUCUAAUGGCCCCUUCACAUGAUAUUUACUGUGUUGGAGGGCAAUAUAGACAAUCUGUCUAGUUAUAAAUGUCUGAAUAUAACGUUUUAAGAUUGUUAAUUUAGUAGGCUGCUGAAAUGAUCUAGUCAUGUUUAGUCCUACUAGUGGGUGUACUUUGUGUGAAAAUCCACCAUAACAACUUGGAUGUGAAGCGUUUGUGCAGUAGGGACAUGAAUGGUGCUGGGAGUCGUACCGCCUGUGCAGCCAGGUUGUUUUACUAAAAGUAGAGGGAAAAUACCGAACCGUGCCCUUGGGAACCGUGGUCAGGCCGAGCUGCACUGGUCCGAGUUACUGAGUCGUGCUCCUGGAAAACCACCUUAAAGUUCCGUUUCUACUAUCAGAAACGUUCCAUCAGUUUUACGGGACCUUCACUGCAUUCAUCUGGACCUUCGUUUGCUGAACUGGGGGUAUGUACUCUGAAAAAGCUCGGUAGAGUCGCUGGGCGGGACUUGUGGUUAACUCAUGCUGAUUGGUCGUAAAUCUUGUUGACUUUUGUACAAAUGGACGAGAUGCUGGUGAAGCGGAUAUAAGAUUUUAAAAAGAAAGAAAAGAAGUG